Molecule: messenger RNA, 1168 nt
Organism: Pogona vitticeps (central bearded dragon)
Lineage: Eukaryota; Metazoa; Chordata; Lepidosauria; Squamata; Agamidae
Gene: PLP1
Product: proteolipid protein 1
Biological process (GO): central nervous system myelination; axon development
Cellular component (GO): plasma membrane; myelin sheath
Molecular function (GO): structural constituent of myelin sheath
Source: RefSeq, a predicted model, not a curated record
UUUGCUGGAGGACAGGACCAGGCAGAUAUAGCCAGAGGGAAGCAGAGGGACAGUGAAGAGGCAGCCAAGGGCCAGCAGCCAACCGGGGAUUGCUCUGGCAGACGAGAGGCGGGGACAGACCCGACAGACAGUCGCUCUUGACUUGCAUCCCAAAGCCAUGGGUCUGCUCGACUGCUGUGCCCGAUGCCUGGUUGGGGCCCCCUUUGCCUCCCUGGUGGCCACCGGCUUGUGUUUCUUGGGGGUUGCCCUCUUUUGCGGCUGUGGACACGAGGCCCUCACUGGCACAGAGCACCUGAUUGAGACGUAUUUCUCCAAAAACUAUCAGGAUUAUGAAUAUCUGGUUGAUGUGAUCCAUGACUUCCAGUAUGCCAUUUAUGGGAUUGCUGGUUUCUUCUUCCUCUUUGGGUCCCUCCUGCUGGCCGAAGGCUUUUACACCACCAGCGCCGUCAGGCAGAUCUUUGGCGACUACAGGACCACCAUCUGUGGCAAGGGCCUGGGCGCUACGGUAACAGGGGGCCACAAGGGGAGGGGUCCCAGAGGACACCGUCAAGCUCACUCUUGGGAGCUGGUGUGCCACUGUUUGGGAAAAUGGCUGGGACAUCCCGACAAGUUUGUGGGCAUCACCUACAUCGUGGCCGUCGUCUGGCUCCUGGUCCUGGCCUGCUCCGCCGUCCCCGUCUACAUCUACUUCAACACCUGGACCACCUGCGACUCCAUCGCCAACCCCAGCAAGACCUCUGCCAGCAUUGGCAACCUCUGCACAGAUGCCAGGAUGUACGGUGUCCUGCCUUGGAAUGCCUCUCCAGGAAGAGUGUGCGGACAGAGCCUUCUUUCCAUCUGCAAAACCUCUGAAUUCCAGAUGACCUUCCACCUCUUCAUUGCUGCCUUUGCUGGAGCUGCUCUCACCCUGGUGGCCCUGCUGACGUUCAUCAUUGCAGCCACCUACAACUACGGGGUUCUCAAACUGAUGGGCAGAGGCACCAAGUUUUAAGCCCGGAGGGAAAGGUGCCACAUGUACAAGACGCGCAUCUUUCUCCUCUAACUCGAAGGCUUUAACCUGACACUGUCGUGCCGCACCAAGUCUCCUUGCUUAACUCUGCCUCACCGCCUGCUCCCCCUUUUUUCCCCCUAUGCUGUUUGAAGUGGGGCAUGUGGCCAAGGAGGAGGA